AUGGGAUGGCACCAGCUCUUGGCUGCAGGAUGCACCGUCUUCUCACUUAUAAUGCUCAUCAUAGUCGUCACGAGCCACAACUGGAUCGUCGUAGAGUCCACCAGUCAGAUGUACUAUAGCGGUGUCUGGAAAAUCUGUGCAACGGUGGUGUGUGAUAGUGUCUAUGCCAAAAAAGGUUACUUUCAGCUCAUCCGAACACUCUUCGUCCUUGCCAUGUUUUCUACAUUCUUCAGCUCCUCUUUCAUGUUAUUCACUUACCGCUACUUACCAGCUUUUAGGUCAUCCCGAUUCCUGUUUGCGGCAAUAGGCUCUUUCAUCACUGGAUUCUUGAUGUUAAUUGCUGUGACUGUUUACACCAUCUUCAUCGUCAAGCACGGAAUCUCCCCAGAAGUUCACGUUACCUACCAGUGGAGUUUCUACUUGGCUUGGUGCAUCGGGCCUUCGUUUGCUUUAACAGGUUUCUUAUCUCUGAUGGCGUAUUACUUCAUGCCGGUACACCGGAUCAGCUUAACAGAUGACGACAGCAUAAACCAAUCUCCCAGCUCAGAGCUGAGAAUUAUCUCAAUGGAGAGCUGUCACCGCAACUCGGUGAUGCUCAACAUGGCAGAAUUCUGA
Molecule: messenger RNA, 615 nt
Organism: Eublepharis macularius
Lineage: Eukaryota; Metazoa; Chordata; Lepidosauria; Squamata; Eublepharidae
Product: protein NKG7-like
Exons: 4
Coding region: 1-615 (204 amino acids)
Cellular component (GO): plasma membrane
Source: RefSeq, a predicted model, not a curated record